AUGGAGUUUCUUGGGUUUACGCUCAUGGUUGGUGGGAACUCGCCGGCGUGGAUUGACGUGCCGGAGCGGAGCAAGAGCGCGUUCAUGGAGCUGAAGAGGAGGAAGGUGCACCGGUACGUGAUAUUCAAGAUCGACGACAGCACGGAGGAGGUCGUGGUCGAGAAGACCGGUGCGCCCGGGGAGAGCUAUGACGACUUCACGGCCUCGCUGCCUGUGGACGACUGCCGCUACGCCGUCUACGACCUGGAUUUCGUCAGCGACGACAACUGCCGCAAGAGCAAGAUUUUCUUCAUCUCCUGGUCUCCCGAUGAUUCUCGCAUCCGUGCAAAGACCAUAUAUGCUGUGUCCAGGAAUCAAUUCCGCCACGAGCUCGACGGGGUGCACUUUGAGAUCCAGGCAACUGACCCUGACGACAUGGACUUGGAAGUUCUGAGGGUCCGUGCUAAUAGAACCUGA
Triticum turgidum subsp. durum (durum wheat) is the source of this 456-nucleotide messenger RNA. Lineage: Eukaryota; Viridiplantae; Streptophyta; Magnoliopsida; Poales; Poaceae. The record is from the annotation of a GenBank genome assembly.